Plutella xylostella (diamondback moth) is the source of this 598-nucleotide messenger RNA. RefSeq lists its product as uncharacterized. Gene Ontology annotation, biological process: sleep; positive regulation of voltage-gated potassium channel activity; regulation of synaptic transmission, cholinergic. NCBI's taxonomy places the organism in Eukaryota, Metazoa, Arthropoda, Insecta, Lepidoptera, Plutellidae. The record is from RefSeq and is a predicted model, not a curated record.
CAUCCGAAGGUUAGUAUUACAAGUGCCGGUCGUCAACGCGAUGGUUUUAUCGAUCAGUGCUGCGCCCAUGUCUGUCUCGAGAUCAUACACUUUAUUGGAUAAUAAACUAAAUUGAAGUAUUAUAAAAAUUAUAACAAAAUGGAUCCAAACAAACAAGCGUUGUUGGUGUUGCUGGUAGCAGCACUAAGUUUUGAAGGGGCGCACUGCAUCAAGUGCUUCGACUGCACCAGCGUGAACAACUCCAUGUGCCUGGACCCCACGGUGUAUGACGCGGAGACGCUGCAGAAGUACCUGCCGUCCGUGGAGUGCCACGCCGGCCUGUUCACCGCGGCCACGCAUGAGGACUUCUUCUGCAGGAAGAUCGUGCAAGCUGUCCUCCACAAGAACCACGACUCGGAAGUCCGUGUGACCCGCGGCUGCGGCUACGUGCGGCACCGCAAGGACUGCUACAAGGCAGACAACGAGGAUCACCUCGAGACCGUGUGCCAGUGCUUCAAGGACGACUGCAACGGCGCCGCAACGUUGCGCAACGUUGGCGUUGCCGCGACGGUUUUGACAGCCGCCGCCGUUUUAGGGUUAAGCUUUAAAUUAUAGGUUA